ACAGCCAGUACCAGUUUGGCUACGCAUAUGGAACACCUACGCACCGUUUUGGAGCGGCUACGACAAGCCAAGUACAAAGCCAACCACGACAAAUGCGAAUUCGCACGGCAGGAGCUGGAGUACUUGGGACAUUAUGUGACGCCGCAAGGCAUCCGUCCGCUUGCGGACAAGAUCGAGGCCCUCCGCGUAUGGCCCAAGCCCACCAACACCACAGACGUCCAUUCAUUCAUGGGGUUGGCGGGCUACUAUCAGCGAUUCAUCACCGGGCACUCAAGGAUUGCUGCACCUAUGACGAGAUUACAAUCGUCAAAGGUGCCAUUCGUAUUCAAUGACGACGCACGCCGGUCAUUCCAAGCACUUAAGACGGCCAUGCUCAUGGCACCCGUCCUUAGCAUCUAUGACCCCACCCUGCCUACGAGAGUGACAACUAACGCUUCUGGCUAUGGCAUUGGGGCGGUCUUGGAACAACACGACGGAGACGACUGGCACCCUGUGGAGUAUUUCAGCCACAAAGUGCCUCCCAUCAAUUCACUUGAUGAUGCAAGGAAGAAGGAGCUGCUCGCGUUCGUGAUGGCUCUCAAGCGAUGGCGACACUUCCUCCUUGGGCGUCAUAGGUUCACAUGGGUCACGGACAACAACCCAUUGACCUACUACAAGACGCAGGAUACGGUGAGCAGCACGAUCGGACAAUGGAUGUACUUCAUCGACCAAUUUAACUUCACACCGAAACAUCUCCCCGGCCUCUCCAAUCGCGCAACAGAUGCACUCUCGCGAAGACCUGAUCUUUGCGCUUUGACAGAUCAUGCCUUUGCAUUCGACGAGGAACUCCAGCGACACUUCAUCCGGGGCUAUGAGUCUGAUACGGAUUUUGCCACGUUGUAUACGCAACUAUCUUCGGAUCACCCGCCGACCAGCCACUAUCGCAUCCUCGACGGGUACUUGCUCCUCCACUCGAGAGGCAAGGACUUAUUGUGUGUCCCACGCGACCGUCGUAUUCGGACUCGCCUUCUCGGUGAGUACCAUGACUCGCGACUCGCCGGCCAUWCUAGAGUCAAUCGCACUAUUGCACGAAUUCGGCAACGAUUCCGAUGGCCCGACCUCAUUACCAAUGUCACUCGGUACUGCAACUCUUGCGAAGUUUGCCGACGAAGCAAACCCCGCAACCGCAACCCCUACGGCGAGUUGCGCUCGAUGCCGAUCCCACGGGAACCUGGUCUCUCCAUUGCCAUGGAUGUCACCGGACCAUUUCCUCGCGACUGCCUCGGGCACGACGACAUCCUCACGGUCGUGGACCGUUUGAGUAAGUACGCACGUUUUCUCCCUUGCAAGUACUACUCCACGGCUCCCGAGCUGGCACGCCUCUUGCACACCGGCUGGAUUUGCGGCCACGGUGUACCAGAAGACAUAGUCAGCGACCAUGACACUCGCUUCAUGUCGGCAUUUUGGACUGCUCUCAUGCAGGAGUCCGACACGAAGAUGAAACCAAGUUCGGCUGCUCAUCCACAGACGGACGGGCAACGGAGCGGGCACAUCAAACCGCUCAAAUGAUGCUUCGUACGCUCAUCCGUCCGGACCAGAAAGAUUGGGUUGACCGCCUCCCCGACAUCGAGUUCGCCUACAACACU
Chara braunii is the source of this 1625-nucleotide messenger RNA. Lineage: Eukaryota; Viridiplantae; Streptophyta; Charophyceae; Charales; Characeae. The record is from the annotation of a GenBank genome assembly.